AUGCAUGCUCUCUACUCCAAGCUAAUUGCAGGCGACAUGUAUGUAAUCUACUUGCGCUUUUCUAAAAGAUGUGAGUUGUUUCAAGGCAUUCUGAAUGUCUUCAGAGAUCCAUUUCGCUGCUUGAUAGAUGAGUUACUUGAAGACAUUUUGAAUUUGCACACGUAUUGCUUGAUCUUCGAUGAAAUACGUCGGCAGAAAGAAGCUACCGAAGGCACAAAAUGGAAACGUAGGAUCGCUAAAGUGACUGGAAAAGAUGCUAAGCUUGAGCCGCUUAGUGUUAUUGUGUAUCAGGACAACGCUUUUGAAAUAAGAAGAAAAGUGGAAAAGUUGGAGUUUUAUUUCAACGACUUAAAAAGCAGAUAUCUUUGGGCACAAAAUCAUAUUUCCGAGCAAAAUAUUUUGAGGGCUAGGAAUAGAAGAAUUUCUAAAGCAGAAUAUCAGAAUCUUUCUGAGGUUUGGCACGAGACUGAAAAACAAGAAGACAUUUUUAAAAAUUCGCAUGAUCCAAAAUGUUCUACAAACCUUUCAAAAAUCCCGGAUCGGUUUAGAAGUUCCAGAUCAAAACUUUCCAACAUACUUUUCUCGUUAAUUUCUUCUCAAAAAGCCGCGGAAGGACGUGGAGAUGACUCAGAAGAAGAAGCCAUAGCAAUCGACAACAGGAUGCAUAUAAUUACACUGUUGGAAGAAAUACAAGAACGUGACGAAUAUAUUGACACGUUAACAGCACAGCUGAAAAUUAAAAGCCAAGAAGUCACCCAGUUGAUGGAAAUUAUACGAAGAGAAAGGCUGGGACUAAUGUAAUAUUUACUGCUAGCUACUAUUAAAUAUUUUCU
Molecule: messenger RNA, 833 nt
Organism: Argiope bruennichi
Lineage: Eukaryota; Metazoa; Arthropoda; Arachnida; Araneae; Araneidae
Exons: 10
Coding region: 1-801 (266 amino acids)
Source: RefSeq, a predicted model, not a curated record